Messenger RNA from Nicotiana attenuata, 2139 nucleotides. RefSeq lists its product as uncharacterized. The transcript has 5 exons. The annotation marks the transcript as partial. Gene Ontology annotation, molecular function: RNA-DNA hybrid ribonuclease activity; nucleic acid binding. Lineage: Eukaryota; Viridiplantae; Streptophyta; Magnoliopsida; Solanales; Solanaceae. The record is from RefSeq and is a predicted model, not a curated record.
CCGAAAGACAACUUCCCACUACCAAAUAUCCACAUAUUGAUUGACAAUUGUGCCAAACAUGAGAUUGGUUCCUUCGUGGAUUGUUAUGCGGGCUAUCACCAGAUUUUGAUGGAUGAGGAGGAUGCGGAAAAGAUGGCAUUCAUCACGCCUUGGGGAACGUAUUAUUAUAGGGUCAUGCCAUUUGGGUUGAAGAACGCAGGGGCAACGUAUAUGAGGGCGAUGACCACCAUGUUCCAUGACAUGAUACAUCGGGAAAUUGAGGUCUAUGUAGAUGACGUGAUCAUAAAGUCGAGGAAACAAUGUGACCAUGUCAAGGACUUGAGGAAAUUCUUCCAGAGACUCUGCAGGUACAACCUCAAACUUAAUCCAGCAAAGUGUGCAUUUGGAGUCCCAUCUGGGAAGUUGUUGGGAUUCGUGGUAAGUCGGUGCGGCAUUGAGUUAGACCCGUCCAAGAUCAAAGCCAUUCAGGAGCUACCACCGCCGAGGAACAAGAAAGAGCAUGACAUCACAGGAAAGAAAGAGCAGGCGAUUUACUACCUCAGCAAGAAGUUCACAUCAUAUGAGGUGAAGUACACUCAACUCGAGAGGACGUGUUGUGCCUUAACAUGGGUAGCGCAGAAGUUGAAACAUUACUUGUCAGCAUAUACCACCUAUCUCAUCUCUCGGUUGGACCCGUUGAAGUACAUUUUUCAGAAACCCAUGCCCACAGGGAGGCCGGCGAAAUGGCAAAUCUUGCUUACGGAGUUUGAUAUUGUCUACGUGACCUGGACUGCAAUGAAAGCACAAGCGCUGGCUGAUCAUUUGGCCGAAAAUCCAGUUGAUGAUGAAUAUGAACCUUUGAAAACAUACUUCCCCAAUGAGGAGAUAAUGCAUGUUGAAGAAUUAGAACGAGUCGAGAAGCCAAGAUGGAAACUGUUCUUUGAUGGGGCUGCCAAUGCCAAAGGCGUCGGGAUAGGAUCAGUACUGAUUUCCGAGACAGGGCAACACUACCCUGUCACUGCUCAACUGCGUUUCUAUUGCACCAAUAACAUGGCUGAAUACGAGGCAUGUAUCUUGGGUUUGAGAUUGGCUAUAGACAUGGGUGUCCAGGAAAUCUUGGUCAUGGGUGACUCGGAUCUUCUGGUACACCAGAUUCAAGGUGAAUGGGAGACACGAGAUUUGAAGCUCAUACCGUACCGACAGUGUUUGCAUGAACUUUGUCAACGGUUUCAAUCAAUAGAUUUCAGGCAUAUUCCAAGGAUUCACAAUGAGGUUGCUAACGCUUUGGCUACUUUGGCGUCAAUGUUGCAUCAUCCAGACAAGGCUUAUGUGGACCCAUUGCAAAUUCAGGUUCGAAAUCAGCAUGCCUAUUGUAAUAUGGUGGAAGAAGAACUUGAUGGUGACGGCUUUUUCUUCAGUGGGGGGGUGUUGUACAAGAGAACCCCAGAUCUUGGAUUAUUGAGAUGCAUGGAUGCUAAACAGGCUACAGUUAUCAUGGCCGAGGUACAUGCGGGAGUUUGUGGACCUCAUAUGAGCGGAUAUGUAUUGGCAAAGAAGAUUCUUCGAGCGGGUUAUUAUUGGCUUACUAUGGAAGGGGGAAGGGACGAGUUAUUGAUGGCUUACUUCAGUCAAAGUCUAAGUGGAGCAGCCUUGGAGUGGUACACACGAUAGGAUCAUGCUCGAUGGUAAACUUGGGACGAUCUGGCCCAAGCAUUUGCAUGUCAUUUGCAGUACAAUCUCGAAAUUGUCCCGGACCGUCUGUCACUGACUAAAAUUGAGAAGAAGCCCGGAGAAAGCUUCAGAGAAUAUGGUUUCCGGUGGAGAGAGCAGGCGGCAAGAGUCGAUCCUCCAAUGAAAGAGAGCGAGAUGGUUGAUUAUUUCCUACAGGCUUUGGAGCCCACCUACUAUGGUCACCUGGUGUCAGCAGUGGGAAAAUCUUUCAACGAGGUAGUGAAAAUGGGAAGUAUGGUGGAAGAGGGUCUCAAGUCUAACAAGAUUAUGAGUUAUUCGGCGAUCAAGGCAACUACCCAGGCUAUUCAGAGCGGCACUGCAGGAGUAUUGGGAAAGAAGAAGAAAGAAGAGGAUCCCGAAGGUAAUUAUCACGGACAAUGGGGCAAAUCUCAACAGUCAUCUAAUGGCAGAGACAUGUCAGCAGUUUAA